Molecule: messenger RNA, 2652 nt
Organism: Caenorhabditis sp. 36 PRJEB53466
Lineage: Eukaryota; Metazoa; Nematoda; Chromadorea; Rhabditida; Rhabditidae
Source: the annotation of a GenBank genome assembly
AUGCUGAGUCCGGCGUUGCUCAAAGUGUCACUCAAUCGGAGGUUCGUCCCUUUUUUUCUGUUUCAAUUGUGCCUGAUCUGUGUGUUUUCAGAAGUUCUGCUCCAGUGCCACAAGACGAGGUGAGUAUGAAAACACAAAAAGAAGAAAAGGGAAGCGGAUGGAAGAGAACUCUGAUCGGAAGGGGAGCAAUCGGGCUCAGAAGAGCCGGCACCUUUGAGGACUUUCCCCAGUGCUUUGGCCACUAGCCAGUGUUUUGACGAAGAUAUUGUGCUCUCAGGAUACUCUCCGGCCAUUUGGUGGCUUUGAUGAAGGCUUGUGGCGACCCACAAACCACUCUUGAUUAUUUCCUUCUUCAAUUUCUUUUCAGAAGAUGAUCUUCCCUUCGCGGAGUCGCACAACCGCUUAUCUGCAGCCAAUGAUGGAGGAUCAGGAACUCAUCGGAUUCAACAGAGACAGAAGUCAGUUCCAUUCUUUCCCAACUUACCGUUCCUUUCCUUUCCAGGACGCAGCUCUGGAUCCAUAAUCGUAGACAGUCUCGAGCUGGCACAUGUGUCCCCGAGCCGUCGUUCCUCGAUCGCAUCCACCCUUCCGACCGACAAAAAAACAAGGAGAAGGCUUUCUAAUCCGGUGAGCGAUUGGAAAAAGAAAUAGAUGAUUCGGUCCUCUCUCUCUCUCUCUCUCUCUCUCUCUCGGGUUUCAUCCGGUUAAUAAGUGGGAAGAGAUAAGUGGUAAAUGAUGAAUGUUCGAGCAACUUUUUCGAAUCAACUGCGAGAAACAAUCGAUCUUCGCCUCAUCCGCUCUGACUACCAACUGUCGUUUUGGCCUGAUUCGAACGAGAUGAUAUGCCGUCUUUGAUUCCUUACUCAUGAUCAUCCGAACCUUUCACACUUCUCUUCUUCCUCCAUGCGUCCUUUCUUCUUCUUUCAUUUUUCUCGCUUCUCGAUCGCACUGACCGGGCACCUCUGCAACUUUCGGCCUCCCAUAGCCCAUCCCAUUUUCUGUCUUCUCAUGACCUCAAAUAACAGCGUCAUCAGUCUCAUUUCCUCAUUUUCUUGCGACUCUUUGAUCGUCGGCCGAAAAUCAGUUUCUCGAGUGCUUUCGACAUCCCGAUACUCUCCAUAAAUCUCAGCCGGAUCCCUCCCCACCCAUCUGCCACCGGCAACAAUUCUCCAACUUCUUGCUCAUCUUCUUCUUCGCUUUCUUCUCGGCCUGUUCAAAAUGUUCUCCAAGUCGAGUAAUCUGCUCGGAACGACCUCCAUCUUCCGCGAUCAGUGGCUCAAAGAUGACUUCCGUAGUCGUCAAAGACGCCCUUCUCUCGUCGGUUCCUCCCUCGGUGGGACGUCUCCCAAUCGGAGGGAUUCGGUUGUUCCGGGAUGUAAUAAAACUGUGAGUUUCAUGGAAAUAUUUCAUGGAAGUUUACAAAGCCAAAUAGAAAACACAUGAUGCUCGUUGAAAACAAGCGGAACGAGAAGUUAUUGGGACCAAAAACACGGCGAUUUGUCACUUGAAGAGUGCGUUUAUUUUCAGGUUCCGCUCCACCAAUACACAGAGGAUCCGACUCUCGCGUGGGAAAUGCUCAAGGAGAAGAGACCGGUGAAGCCAGUGCGGCAGAUGAGACUGGAUACGCCCGUCAAGCCGGACCACGUCAGAUUCGUUUGCAUCGGAUGCACCCACGGAGAGCAGAUGGACAUCUCGAGACUGCCUCCGGGGGAUGUGCUUUUGGUGGCCGGUGACUUCACUUCUUGCGGUCUUCCGAACGAGGUGCACAACUUCAAUAAACUGCUCGGGAAGCUGAAGUAUGCGUACAAAGUAGUGAUAGGAGGAAACCACGAAUGCACAUUUGAUGACUCGUUUCUGAAACUCAGUGAGCAAACUCUAAAGAUCAAAGAAAUUAACAAUCGCUUGCAGACAAAGAGUCGGAGCCCAAAGAGAUGGCGCUGAAACAGGCGUUGUUAUCAGCAAUUCACUCCGAUUCGAAAGGAGGAAUUUCAGCGAAAGUGAGACCCUGUCAGAUGAUUCAUACGAGUGUACUUUUUGCAGGACCUUCUCUCGAAUGCGAUCUAUCUCGAGGACAAUGUGAUCGAACUGUUCGGCAUCACAAUUUACGGAACCCCCUGGUACUGAACUCGCUGAACUCUCCUCUUCACUUUUUGACCUUUCAGGCAACCGAAGGUAGACAACUGGGCCUUCAACCUCUCUCGCGGACAGCCACUUCUCGACAAAUGGAACCUGAUCCCCACCGGAGUUGACGUCCUUCUGACCCACACACCUCCGCUCGGUAAGCUCUUUGGAAAGGUACGAAGUACGUGGAAGUUGCAGGACACGGAGAUAUGAUGAACAACGGGCAGAGAAUGGGAUGCGUCGAGCUGCUAAAUACGGUCUUCAAGAGGGUGAAACCAAAAUACCACGUGUUCGGACACAUUCAUGAAGGAUACGGCUGCACGACUGACGGCUACACAAAGUUCAUCAACUGCUGCUCGUGCAAUGAGAAUCUUGACAUGACGGUAGGAAGGAGGGAUACUAUAGGUUGGCAACAUGUGCUCGUUGCAGAAUGAUCCCGUAAUAUUCGACAUCCCAGUGCAUCCGCACACAAAGCAAUUCUACGUACAGAACGUCAAGAAGAUUCAGAAGCGAUUCCAGAAGAAGAAGUGA